Alosa sapidissima (American shad) is the source of this 2820-nucleotide messenger RNA. It is a transcript of the gene htr1fb, whose product is annotated as 5-hydroxytryptamine (serotonin) receptor 1Fb. Gene Ontology annotation, biological process: G protein-coupled receptor signaling pathway, coupled to cyclic nucleotide second messenger; adenylate cyclase-activating adrenergic receptor signaling pathway; chemical synaptic transmission. Bases 218 to 1414 code for a protein of 398 amino acids. NCBI's taxonomy places the organism in Eukaryota, Metazoa, Chordata, Actinopteri, Clupeiformes, Clupeidae. The record is from RefSeq and is a predicted model, not a curated record. Gene Ontology annotation, molecular function: G protein-coupled serotonin receptor activity; neurotransmitter receptor activity. The transcript is spliced from 3 exons. Gene Ontology annotation, cellular component: dendrite; plasma membrane.
CACCACAAAUCAACUGGCUUAGGGCACCGGAAUGGCCAGCAUCGACACUGAGAGGGACCUGCACAGACAAGACAUGGCAUCAUAUUCACCAACCUUUUAGAAUGACAGAAAUAUAAAGAAGCUGAUGAAGGUCUGCUGCUGGAAACGCUCCUCAUGACAGGUGUGAUACCAGGCUUCCUGGCAGACAGAAUCGUACGGCUGAAGAGCUCAUCUCCUGAUGAAGAGGAGACCUCUCACUGUAUACGCACGCAACCAUAGAACUCUCACUGUGAGUAGGCCUCCCCUUCUGAUGGAUCCAGCCCUCAGCUCCCCAGAGCAGCUCCGCUCCUCUGACCCCCAGACGACCUUUGACCUUAGUAAGGUGCUACUGGCUGUGGCGCUGUCUGUGUUGGCUGUGGCAGCGGCGGGGGUCAAUGCGCUGGUCAUCACGUCCAUCCUGGCCACACGGAAGCUGCGCAGUCCUGCCAAUUUCCUGAUCUGCUCGCUGGCGCUGACCGACCUGCUGGUGUCAGUGCUGGUGAUGCCAGUCAGCAUCGUGUCUCUGACCGCAGACGGGCGCUGGCAUCUGGGCGCGGCGCUGUGCAACCUGUGGCUGGGCAUGGACGUCGUCUGCUGCACCUGCUCCAUCCUGCACCUGGCCGCCAUCGCGCUCGACCGCUACCGCGCCAUCACCGACGCCGUGGCGUACGCGCAGAAGCGCACGGCGCGCCACGCCCUGCUCACCGUCGCCGCCGUCUGGCUGCUCAGCGUGCUGGUGUCGCUGCCCCCGCUGGUGUGGAGGAGGCAGGACACCGCAGACACGCUGGACGAGGACGGGCCCACGCAGUGCGUCAUCGAGCACGACCACGUGGCCUUCACCGUCUACUCCACGUUCGGCGCUUUCUACGUGCCGCUGUUCCUCAUCCUGGUCCUGUACUAUCGGAUCUACCGGGCGGCCCAGACCCUGCAGGACCGCCGCGGCAGCCGCCGGCCGUGUCUGACCGUGAGCAGCGCUGUUCUGCCGGGGGAGGGGUCCGGGUCGGGCGCGCUCAGUCCCGUCACCCUCAGCCCGACCGAGCGCUCCUUCUCCGAGCCGUCCAAUGAGGGUGAGCGUGCCUGCAUGGCCGGUCCAUGGUGCGCUCCUCCACUGCGUCCCCCCUGCCGACCCCCAGGGGUCGCCCGUGAGCGCAGGGCCGCCCUCACACUGGGGCUCAUCCUGGGCGCCUUCGUGGUGUGCUGGCUGCCCUUCUUCCUGAAGGAGGUGAUCGUCAACAGCUGCCCAUCGUGCCACACGCCUGCGGCACUGGCGGAUGGCCUCACCUGGCUGGGCUACCUGAACUCGCUCAUGAACCCGCUCAUCUACACCAUCUUCAACCAGGACUUCAAGAAGGCCUUCAAGAGGCUGCUGGCCGUCCGCUGCACACACCACAGGUGAGCUGCAGGUGAGCUGUGGGCUCAGGCGCUGUCUCCUUGUUGCAGACUGGUCAUCGGGUGCCAUCUCUGUGAAGUUCUCUGUCGCUCUAUGGACGUUCUAUCGACACUUCAGAACUGCAGCGUUUAUGUGAAGCCAGCAUCGUCUUGUUUCCAUGGACAUCUCAGAACUGCAGCGCUUAUGUGAAGCCAGCAUCGUCUCGUUUCCAUGGAUACGUCAGAACUGCAGCAUUAAUGUGAAGCCAGCAUCGUCUUGUUUCCAUGGACAUCUCAGAACUGCAGCGCUUAUGUGAAGCCAGCAUCGUCUCGUUUCCAUGGAUACGUCAGAACUGCAGCAUUAAUGUGAAGCCAGCAUCGUCUUGUUUUCAUGGACAUCUCAGAACUGCAGCACUUAUGUGAAGCCAGCAUUGUCUCGUUUUCAUGGAUAUGUCAGAACUGCAGCAUUAAUGUGAAGCCAGCAUCGUCUUGUUUCCAUGGACAUCUCAGAACUGCAGCGUUUAUGUGAAGCCAGCAUCGUCUCGUUUCCAUGGAUACGUCAGAACUGCAGCAUUAAUGUGAAGUCAGCAUCGUCUCGUUUCUAUGGACGCCUCAGAACUGCAGCAUUUAUGUGAAGUCAGCAUCGUCUCGUUUCUAUGGACGCCUCUAAAUGGCAGCAUUUAUGUGAAGUCAGCAUCGUCUCGUUUCUAUGGACGCCUCAAAAUGGUAGCAUUUAUGUGAAAUCAGAGUUGUUUUGUUUCUAUGGACACAAUCAAUGCUUGAAUUUCCCCUGGGGAUAAAUAAAGUAUCUAUCUAUAUAUUCAUCUAUCUAUCUAUCUAUCUAUCAUCUAUCAUCUAUCUAUCUAUCUAUCUAUCUAUCAGUAAAACCAAUCAGGGCUUGAUGUGAAUGACCGAUGACCAAUGUGGAUGACUUUAGAAAGAGUACACAUAGAGAGGGACUCACUUUAGAGUGAAUAUCUAUAGAGGAAACAUGUUUGUGUACAUACUGAUUAGAUUUCUUUAUAUUUCUUUCAAAACUGGUGGUGGUUUAGCUGUGUGUAGGCUGUGCCAUUGGUCAUGUGUGUAGACUCAUGGGUGUGGGAAGGGCAGAGGGCAGUUAGAUGAGAGCCUUGCAGGGUGAAUUCAUGUUCUCUUACUGUCAGAGAUUAUUAUUGCCAGUUAUUAUUGUGCUGCUUAUAUGAGGAGGGUUUCGUGCAUUUUAUCAGUUAUGUUUGUGCUAUGUGUAUUAUGUACAGUGGAUAAACAUAAAAAGAGCCAUUUCAGGCCUGUCUACAUGCACAUGCACAAACACACACACACACACACACAAAGAUGGAAACCUUUCUCCCUCUACCCCCUGUACAUUAUGGUCAAGGUGUGGUCUGCUAUUGAUGAAGUGUUCAAAUGGUGCCAAUAAAUAAUGCUUCAGUGAGA